This is a messenger RNA of Rotaria sordida, 3390 nucleotides long. The record is from the annotation of a GenBank genome assembly. NCBI's taxonomy places the organism in Eukaryota, Metazoa, Rotifera, Eurotatoria, Philodinida, Philodinidae.
AUGAGUGACGAUGCUUCGACUGCUUAUAUUUGUAUCUAUUGUCCGUUCAAUUCGGAUAAUCUUACAGCACUCGAAAAUCAUUUGACAGGUGAGCACGGACAUGGGUGUCAAGAUACAACACUAGUACAAUCAUCAUCAUCAUCAUUGAACAUUAUAACCAAGGCCAAUAAACGUGAAGCACCUGAUGAUGAACAGUCUCAAUCUUCAUUCGACGGUACUAAACAAACAAUAGAACAAUUAUCAGUUGCUAAACGAGUUAAACGAACAACAUCACCAAUAUCAACUAGUUUAUAUAUAAAUACUAGUGAUGAAAGUUCUCAAUCUGAUGAUGAUGAACGAGAUUCAUCAUCAAAUCCAAGAGAAAUAUAUUCAAAUACAAUAUUAACAUGUCCAAUAUGUGGUUCAAAUUAUAAUCGUCUUGGUCAUCUUUCACGACAUGUUAAACGAAAACAUCAUUUAGAUUUAUCAAAUUCGGAUUAUUCACAAACAUUUGAUAUAUUAAAUAAAUCAAAUUUAGAAAAAAAUAAUUCAAAUCAACAAAUUGAUACAAAUAAUUCAAAUAAUUCAAAUAAACAACUAAAUGAUAUAUUACCAUCAACAUCAUCAUCAUCAAUAUCACAAACAACAACAACAACUGAUUGUCCAUAUUGUGAUUUUAAAACAACUGAUAUUGAACUAUUUAAAUCACAUAUUGUUGCUCAUAUACGAGAUAAAAAUUAUCGAUGUUUAUUAUGUAAUCGUUUAUAUAAAUAUCGAGGUGAUUGUUCAUUUCAUAUACGUCGUAAACAUCAUCGAUAUAGUAUUAAUUCAAAUGAUUAUAUUCAACGUUUUUUAUUUGAUACAACUGAUGGUGAUGAAUCAAUGUCAACACAAUGUGGUGGAAAUGGAUCAUCUGGACAUAAUUCAGCACUAAAUACAAAUAUAACACGUGAAACAGAUGAACCUGUUCGUUAUUUUGGUUGUCCUUAUUGUGAUUAUACAUCCAAUUAUGGUGGAGAUGUCAGAAAACAUCAAGCACGUAAACAUCCAAAUGCUGAAUCAAAAGUUGUUAAAAUAAUUCGACAAGAAUGUGAACAACAAAAUAUUUGUUCAAAUUUAAAUGGUUAUGAUGAAGAUGAUAAUAAUCAAAAUAUUAAUUUAAACAAUAAAAUAAAAUCAAUUAAAAAAUCCGAUAAAAUAUCUCCUCAACAACAUUCAUCAUCAUCAUCAUCAUUACCUAUUUUAUCCAAUUUUGCGCCUGUUAGAGUUUUUCAAUGUAGUUCAUGUCAUCAACAAGGUACAUAUAAAUGGGUUGUUGAAAGACAUAUACGUGCUAAACAUCCUGAACAACCAAAUGUUCAUGUUAUUGAAUUACCAGCUGAAUUAUCAGUUAAAUUACAAAAAAUAACACCACCAUUAAAACGUUUUCGUUGUUCAUUAUGUCCAUUACAAUCGAAACAUAGUUGGGUUGUUAUUCGUCAUAUUAAACAUUUUCAUACAUUACAAACAGCAUCUGUACUUGAUAUACAACCAGAUGGAAAACCAAUCAAUGAUGAUUCAUAUACAUUUCAAAAUGAUUCUUCAAAUAAAAUCUAUAAUAAUGAAUCUGAAACAUCAUCAAUAAGUAGUUCAUGUAAUGAAAGUGGUAUUGAUAUAACAAAUCAACAAGAUAUUGAAGAUGAUAAUAUUCAAUCAUCAUCAUCAUUAAAUAAUAAAAAUGAUUCAAUGAUAUUUAUAUAUAAAUGUUCAUUAUGUGAUUAUCAAUCAAAUAUAUCAUGGAAUGUUCAAAAACAUAUUAAUGAUAAACAUUCAGAACAAUCUAAUGCUUUUAUUUUAACACAAUGUCAACAAACAAAAUUAUCAUCUAAUGAUAAUAAUAAUUAUCAAAAAAUUCAUUCAAAUAAAAAAUCUAAACAUAAAAAUGGUAUAAAUAGACCAUUUUCACCAACAAAUGCUUUAGCUAAAGCGAAAUUUUCACCAGCUGUUGAAGAAGCAUUACUUUCAUUACAAGGUUCAAAAUUAAAUCCAAUUCUUUAUGCUGUACAACCAAAAUUUGGUAUUAAACGUUUAAAAUGUCGACAUUGUUUUUAUCGAUCAAAUUGGAAAACUGAUAUGAUUAGACAUGUUAGAAUAAGACAUAAUUUAACUGAACCUGAUCAUAAUAGAGAUAUGAUUAUAAUGACUGAACAAGAAGCACGUUCAACAAUUGAAUCAUAUGAAAAUACAUUUGGAAAAGAAUUACGUCGACGUACAUUCCGUACAUGGAAUGAUUGGGCCAAAGCUGAACAAGAAUUCACACCAAAAGAUGGUUCACUUCAAUACAUUAAUCAAGCAAAUGCAAAUAAUAGACAAUCAUCAAAUGAUAAUAAUAUAUCAGUUUCAAAGAAACAUAUUACAACAACAACAACAACUGGACAAAAAUCAUCAUCACAUCAUAAUGAAACAAAACGUUCAAAUAAAAUUGAUCUCAAAAUAGAUUCUCAUCAACAAUCACAAACAAAAAAAAAUAAAAAUUUUUCAAAUCAAUCAACAACAUUAACAAAAGAUGAUAGUAAAUCAUUAAAAAAUGGGUCGAAUAUUGUAUCUCGUUUACUAGUAACAAGAUCACCUUCACAUAAUAAUGAUGAUAAUAAUGCCCCAUUAGAUCUUUCACUUAAACCAUCAACAAAUAUAAAAAGUAAUCAAUUAAAUAUAUUAAAAGAUGAAUUAAGAGAAAUUGAACAAGAAGAACAGAAUAUUGAUGAUAUUGAUAAUGAUGAAAUAUCUGAUGAAAGUUCAACAGUAAAUUAUUUAUGUUCUGUAUGUCCUUAUAAACAUUCGAAUUGGUCAUUAGUAGAACGUCAUAUAUCAAUUCAUUUAACUGGUAAAGGUAUUAUUUGUCCACUUUGUUCUUAUACAACAUUAUCACAUAAUUCAAUGAUACGUCAUAUGACAAUGAUUCAUCCAACUAGUCACAUAAUAAAUAAAUUUCAACAGACAACUCAAAUAUUAAAUGCAGAUAUUAUUGAACAAUAUCAAUGUCCAUUAUGUUCAUAUCAAUGUGAUUGUUUAGAAGCAUUAAAUCUUCAUCGUCGUCUUGAACAUGAUGAUGAAGAAUUUGAUAUUGAUUCAUCUGAUAAUGAUAAUGAUGAUGAUGAUGAUAUAACAGCUAAUAUAACUAAAAAUCUAUAUGAUUGUCCAUUAUGUUCACCAUUAACAAAUCUAAAUAAUAAUAAAAAUCUUGAAGAAUUAACAAUGCAUGUUAUUAAUGAUCAUAAUAAUGAAACAUGUCCAUUUUGUUCAUUUACAGUUCAUACAACAUCAUCAAAUACAUUAAUAGAACAUAUUAAACUUCAUUUUAAUGGAACACUUAUUCAACCUGAUCCAAUUAUUGGUAUUGAACAAGUUAAAGAGUUAUUAGUACUUGAAUAG